Helianthus annuus (common sunflower) is the source of this 1363-nucleotide messenger RNA. RefSeq names its product probable xyloglucan endotransglucosylase/hydrolase protein 28. The transcript has 5 exons. Gene Ontology annotation, biological process: cell wall biogenesis; xyloglucan metabolic process. The record is from RefSeq and is a predicted model, not a curated record. Lineage: Eukaryota; Viridiplantae; Streptophyta; Magnoliopsida; Asterales; Asteraceae. Bases 192 to 1187 code for a protein of 331 amino acids. Gene Ontology annotation, cellular component: apoplast; cell wall. Gene Ontology annotation, molecular function: hydrolase activity, hydrolyzing O-glycosyl compounds; xyloglucan:xyloglucosyl transferase activity.
AAAUCGGUGAAAUUUGUCGAAAUGAUAUAUACAUCUGACAGUGUCACACCGAUAAAACCGCUCACUUCUCUUCCACAAUCUCUCUCUUCAUCUUCUUUCAAAAAACCUUAGCAAACUUUAAACUUAGUGUUUCUGUAACAGCUGCAUCCCACCUUGUGCUUCAUAAUUGCAACCUCCAACCAAGAACAUAAAUGGAUAGUUUUCAUAUGAUGUUUGUUAUGCUAUGUUCUGUUUUCGUUGUUGUUCAUGGUUUUUCAAGAAAUGAUGAUCUACCCAUUCUAUCUUUUGAUGAAGGGUAUUCGAAGUUGUUUGGAGAUGAUAAUUUAAUGGUAUUCGACGAUCGAAAAUCGGUUCAGUUAUCUCUUGAUGAACGAACAGGUUCUGGAUUUGUGUCUCAAGACCUCUAUUUCCAUGGAUUCUUCAGUGCCUCCAUUAAACUUCCUGCAGAUUAUACAGCCGGUGUUGUUGUUGCUUUUUAUAUGUCAAAUGGAGAUAUAUUUGAGAAGAAUCAUGAUGAAAUUGAUUUUGAGUUUCUGGGUAAUAUUAGAGGAAAAGAAUGGAGAAUUCAGACGAAUAUUUACGGAAAUGGAAGCACAGUUGUUGGUAGAGAAGAAAGAUAUGGUCUUUGGUUUGAUCCUACCGAUGAUUUCCAUAGAUAUAGCAUCCUUUGGACUCACACUCACAUCAUAUUUUAUGUUGACGAUGUCGCCAUCAGAGAGAUCAAAAGAACGGAAUCUAUGGGCGGAGAUUUCCCUUCAAAGCCGAUGACUUUAUAUGCAACGAUAUGGGAUGCUUCCGAGUGGGCUACAAAUGGUGGCAAAUACAAGGUAAAUUACAAAUACGCCCCUUAUAUUGCCGAGUUUUCCAACUUUAUCCUCCAUGGAUGCGCGGUGGACCCCAUUGAGCUCACAUCAUUCAAAUGUGAAACCACACCAAACCUUAACACAGUCCCAACUGGUAUCACACCCUCACAAAGGGCGAAAAUGGAAAGUUUUAGGAAAAAACAUAUGCAAUAUUCGUAUUGUUAUGAUAAAAUUAGGUACAAAACGCCACCCUCCGAGUGUGUGUUUAACCCUAAAGAGGCUAAGAGGUUGAAGAAGUUUGACCCGGUAACAUUUGGUAGCGGCCACAACCACCACCAUGGGAAGAGAUACCGUAGGAGUCGGAGCCCGACUCAGUCUAUUUGAAGAUGGUUAUGAUUUGUCAAUGCUUCUAUUAGUGUCUUUCCUUUUUUUAGUUGCUUGUUUUGUUGAUCUGUUGUUUAGUUUUACGUGAUGUGACAAAGUGGUUAGAAAGCAUAUAAAUUGUUUGUGAUAACUAUUAGGGGAAAUAAAUGUCUCACACAUAAUAUAUUUUAUGUUCU